GCCGUGCAUGUGGCUGCCCUCUGGGUCACGGUGCUCUGCCCUCCCCUGGCACUGGCUGACUCUAUUAUGGUGCCUGGGGACACAAGCAUUGCCGUGGGAAUGCGGACGCCUAGGGUGGUGGGGCUGAUGCAGGGUGUCGAGGUCGGGAAAGUAAUGCUAUCAGACAGCGACUCUGCCUGAGAGGGACCCACAGCUGAAUGGAGAAAAAAGAUAGAGAAAUUAAAAUAUGAUGACGUUGUUUGAGCACUAUCCUCAGAGUUUUUAAACUACACACGCAACAUGGUUCCAUGUGCCAAUAAAUCAGCACAAUCUACUCAUUCGUUUUUUCAAAUUGGAGCUAGAAUUAACUGAGUGCACUGUACAAUACGGCAAACUUUUAUUUUUUUUAUUUUUUAGGGGGUAGAUCAACUUAACCCUCCCGUUGUCCUAGGGUCAAAAUGACCCGCCACUGAGUUGAACCAACUUUAUUAAAUUUUUAUAUUUUUGGGAUCAUUUGUGAGAAGGAGGCAGUGAGACUUUAAAGAAAGUAUCACUGCCUCCUUCUCACAAUGUAUUGAUAAAUAGUAUAUUAAUAUAUGGACCCAUCAAUGUAAUUGUCUGCAUCACUUCAUCCCCAUUUUUUAUAUAUAUAAUAAUAUAUAUAAAUAUAAUAUAUAUAUAUAUAUAUAUAUAUAUAUUAUAUAUAUAUUAUACUAUAUACUAACAUCAUUGAUAAACACACAUACAACAACACAUACACAUAUAACAGACAUACAGUGGGGAGAAAAAAGUAAUGUAGAAGUCAGCCCCCAAUUGUGCAGUUCUCCCACUUAAAAAAGAUGAGAGAGGCCUGUAAUUUUCAUCAUAUGUUCCACAUCAACUUGACAGACACAUUGAGAAAAAAAAUGCAGAAAAUCACAUUGUAGGAUUUUUAUGAAUUUAUUUGCAAAUGAUGGUGGAAAAUAAGUAUUUGGUCACCUACAAACAAGCAAGAUUUCUGGCUCUCACAGACCUGUAACUUCUUCUUUAAGAGGCUCCUCUGUCCUCCACUCGUUACCUGUAUUAAUGGCACCUGUUUGAACUUGUUAUCAGUAUAAAAGACACCUGUCCACAACCUCAAACAGUCACACUCCAAACUCCACUAUGGCCAAGACCAAAGAGCCGUCAAAGGACACCAGAAACAAAAUUGUAGACCUGCACCAGGCUGGGAAGACUGAAUCUGCAAUAGGUAAGCAGCUUGGUUUGAAGAAAUCAACUGUGGGAGCAAUUAUUAGGAAAUGGAAGACAUACAAGACCACUGAUAAUCUCCCUCGAUCUGGGGCUCCACGCAAGAUCUCACCCCGUGGGGUCAAAAUGAUCACAAGAACGGUGAGCAAAAAUCCCAGAACCACACAGGGGGACCUAGUGAAUGACCUGCAGAGAGCUGGGACCAAAGUAAUAAUAAUAAUAAUAUGCCAUUUAGCAGACGCUUUUAUCCAAAGCGACUUACAGUCAUGCGUGCAUACAUUUUUUGUGUAUGGGUGGUCCCGGGGAUCGAACCCACUACCUUGGCGUUACAAGCGCCGUGCUCUACCAGCUGAGCUACAGAGGACCACAAGUAACAAAGCCUACCAUCAGUAACACACUACGUCGCCAGGGACUCAAAUCCUGCAGUGCCAGACGUGUCCCCCUGCUUAAGCCAGUACAUGUCCAGGCCUGUCUGAGGUUUGCUAGAGUGCAUUUGGAUGAUCCAGAAGAGGAUUGGGAGAAUGUCAUGUGGUCAGAUGAAACCAAAAUAGAACUUUUUGGUAAAAACUCAACUCGUCGUGUUUGGAGGACAAAGAAUGCUGAGUUGCAUCCAAAGAACACCAUACCUACUUGCAUCCAAAGAACACCAUACCUACUUUUUUCCCCCACUGUACAUACAGUGGGGAGAACAAGUAUUUGAUACACUGCCGAUUUUGCAGGUUUUCCUACUUACAAAGCAUGUAGAGGUCUGUAAUUUUCAUCAAAAAAUCCAGAAAAUCACAUUGUAUGAUUUUUAAGUAAUUAAUUUGCAUUUUAUUGCAUGACAUAAGUAUUUGAUCACCUACCAACCAGUAAGAAUUCCGGCUCUCACAGACCUGUUAGUUUUUCUUUAAGAAGCCCUCCUGUUCUCCACUCAUUACCUGUAUUAACUGCACCUGUUUGAAUUCGUUACCUGUAUAAAAGACACCUGUCCACACACUCAAUCAAACAGACUCCAACCUCUCCACAAUGGCCAAGACAAGAGAGCUGUGUAAGGACAUCAGGCAUAAAAUUGUAGACCUGCACAAGGCUGGGAUGGGCUACAGGACAAUAGGCAAGCAGCUUGGUGAGAAGGCAACAACUGUUGGCGCAAUUAUUAGAAAAUGGAAGAAGUUCAAGAUGAUGGUCAAUCACCCUCGGUCUGGGGCUCCAUGCAAGAUCUCACCUCGUGGGGCAUCAAUGAUCAUGAGGAAGGUGAGGGAUCAGCCCAGAACUACACGACAGGACCUGGUCAAUGACCUGAAGAGAGCUGGGACCACAGUCUCAAAGAAAACCAUUAGUAACACACUACGCCGUCAUGGAUUAAAAUCCUGCAGCGCACGCAAGGUCCCCCUGCUCAAGCCAGCGCAUGUCCAGGCCCGUCUGAAGUUUUCCAAUGACCAUCUGGAUGAUCCAGAGGAGGAAUGGGAGAAGGUCAUGUGGUCUGAUGAGACAAAAAUAGAGCUUUUUGGUCUAAACUCCACUCGCCGUGUUUGGAGGAUGAAGAAGGAUGAGUACAACCCCAAGAACACCAUCCCAACCGUGAAGCAUGGAGGUGGAAACAUCAUUCUUUGAGGAUACUUUUCUGCAAAGGGGACAGGACGACUGCACCGUAUUGAAGGGAGGAUGGAUGGGGCCAUGUAUCGCGAGAUCUUGGCCAACAACCUCCUUCCCUCAGUAAGAGCAUUGAAGAUGGGUCAAGGCUGGGUCUUCCCGCAUGACAACGACCCAAAACACACAGCCAGGGCAACUAAGGAGUGGCUCCGUAAGAAGCAUCUCAAGGUCCUGGAGUGGCCUAGCCAGUCUCCAGACCUGAACCCAAUAGAAAAUCUUUGGAGGGAGCUAAAAGUCUGUAUUGCCCAGCGACAGCCCCGAAACCUGAAGGAUCUGGAGAAGGUCUGCAUGGAGGAGUGGGCCAAAAUCCCUGCUGCAGUGUGUGCAAACCUGGUCAAGACCUACAGGAAACGUAUGAUCUCUGUAAUUGCAAACAAAGGUUCCUGUACCAAAUAUUAAGUUCUCCUUUUCUGAUGUAUCAAAUACUUAUGUCAUGCAAUAAAAUGCAAAUUAAUUACUUAAAAAUCAUACAAUGUGAUUUUCUGGAUUUUUGUUUUAGAUUCCGUCUCUCACAGUUGAAGUGUACCUAUGAUAAAAAUUACAGACCUCUACAUGCUUUGUAAGUAGGAAAACCUGCAAAAUCGGCAGUGUAUCAAAUACUCUCCCCACUGUACAUACAUACACAUACAUAUCCUUUUAAAAAAUAUAUAUUCCCCUUCAUUACUUUCCAACCCCACCACCCUUUCCCUAAUUGGAGUAAACUAGUGAACAACAAUGCUUAGGCCUCUAUUUCCAGCUUAUACUUACUAUAUACAUUUUAUGGACACAGUCAAUUUGACAAUAAUUAUAUUUUGUUAGUUUUUUUUAUCCUGAACUUCUUCUACUCUCAACCUCUCCGAUCAUUUUCAUGAUGUCCAUCCGGUUUGCUUUUAUAUGCCAUAUCUUUCUAACUGUGCUCUUUCACAAAAGCUCCCAACCUACAACCUAUAUACCUAUUAUGGACACAGUAUGCUUACAUUAUUAGUUAUCUUGUUAUUAGUUGUUGUUAGUUGUUAUUAGUCCCAUCCUUCAACUCCAUUCAACACCACCCAUCUAUCUCUUAACACCAUCCAUAUAGGAUUUCUAUUUGCCAUAUAUUUUUCAACUGUACUGUGAUGUUUUAUAAAAGUUUUGAACCAAUACGGCGAACUUAGCAAAUGAGGCGUUUGUGGGAAGAACAUGGGGGGCUGCUAUCUUUAUGCACCUUUGCCAUUGUAACGCCGCUUUCUCUCUCUGUGUGUGUCAUCAAGAAAUGUGUAGCCUUCUUUUAUAUAACCUCACACACUUCGGCUAUUGCUCGAGAGGAACUUGUCAAUUUGCGCCGCUGCUCAUUGUGAUGCUCAGUCAUGAUGUCUGUCUGCUUCUCCACAACAUGGCUGCUGUUCCUGACAUCCUGUUUCUGUUCCCAACACUGCAGGUGCUGAAGGGAUGCGUGGGCUGUAAGUCUUAGGGCACUUCUAGUCCACCUCUGCUCAGAGAGAACAUAGCACUGUGUCUUCCACACACUGCCUGCCUGGGGAGACAAGGCACCAUAUCCUCACAGCAUUGGAUGCAUCUGGGUCAAAAACAGAGGAAGAAGAAGAGAGAAUGGCUGUCUGUGGUGUUGUGAUGAUGAGAGGAUAGCGGGGCUGAGGGCCCUGAGGUGGACAGGCACAGUUGAAGCAGCAGGCCAGGGUUGAGCCAGGCCUGGGGAGGGGAGGCAGGCGGUGGGCGCCCACCGUCCAGGGACCAGGAGCCACCAUUUCUUGGGUGGUGUUGCCGGCACGGAGGAGGGGCGCCGUGCGGAGGCUGGAGGCUCUCUGGAUGAUGACCAGCCUGUUCCGCCGCCACAGCAGCAGCAGUGGUAACCAUGGUGAUGUGUCGGCGCACAGCGACAGCCCAGUCCCAGCUGAACUCAACAACAGUAAUCCCGGUGGGGGUGGGCGAACGGUGCGGUGUCUGGAGUUCAACCAGGCUAUGGAGGACUUCAGGACCAUGUUCCCCAGCAUGGAGCAGGAGGUGAUAGAGUGUGUGCUGCGGGCCAACCACGGAGCCGUGGACUCCACUAUCAACCAGCUGCUCCAAAUGAGCCUGGACGGAGACGGCUCUGACGACAGCUCCGACUCAGAGGACAGUAUCCCUCCUGAGGUACGUCUGCAUGGGGGCAGGGGCACUGGUACGAGAACUAGUGGGUAGCCCAGAUACAUUUAAAUGAACACAACCUAAGAUAGUCUGAGACCAUAUCAUGAAAUGUUUGUCAAGGUUGUUAACUACUUUUUCACCCAAUAUUAAUUAUUCAUUCAUACGCCUUAUUUCAUUGUAUUUUGCCUCUUUGCCUCUCUUCAAACCAGAUGGUUGUUCUUGGGGAGGGAAAAGUAUUUGAUGUUGCUCUUAAUAUGCUUCUGUAAUAGGUGACAUGCAUUUCUCUGGAGGGCAUGUGAUUAUGCACUGCUAUUGUGGACAGAAAGCUUUGAUAAGCUAUCUUCAAAAGCUUGACAAUAGCAAGAGGUACACACUUUAUGGUCUCUCGUACAAUGGGGUGACUGCUGUGGACAGCCAAGACUAGCCAUUCCUUUGGACAGUCAUGAACUCCCUUUGUGCUGAUACAUAAACUCUUGCUGAGUAGUAACAAGAUUGUAUCAAGUGCAAUAUUGGACUGGCAAGCUGUUCGCUUUGUAUUUGAUUAAAUUACUGCAGGUCUCUCAGUUCCAGACAUAUUUUGUGUUUUUAUUAGCCUUUGUGCACUCUGGCUGUAUUCCACCAUGCUCCACAUAGGAUAUUAACUGUUUUGUUUAUUUCCCCCAAAUAAUUUUGAAAAACCUGAGAGAGAAAGAGGAGAAGAUUAAGAGCUGUACUUAAUAAUUACACUGAGUUUACAAAACAUUAAGAACACCUUCCUAAUAUUGAGUUGCACCCCCCAUUUUGCCCUCAGAACAGCCUCAAUUCGUCGGGGCGUGGACUCUACAAGGUGUCGAAAGUGUUCCACAGGGAUGCUGGCCCAUGUUGACUCCAUUGCUUCCCAUAGUUGUGUUAAGUUGGCUGGAUGUCCUUUGGGGUGGACCAAUCUUGAUACACAUGGGAAACUGUUGAGCGUGAAAAACCCAGUAGCGUUGCAGUUCUUGACACAACCCGGUGUGCCUGGCACCUACUACCAUACCCCGUUCAAAGGCACUUCAAUAUUUUGGCUUCCCCAUUCACCCUCUGAUUGGCACACAUACACAAUCCAUUUCUCAAUUUUCUCAAGGUUUAAAAAUCCUUCUUGGGUUCAACAAGUGACUUUAAUAAGGGAUCAUAGCUUUCGCCUGGAUUCACCUGGUCAGUCUAUGUCAUGGAAAGAGCAAGUGUUCCUAAUGUUUUGGACACUCAGUGGAGCAUAUUCUACCUAACAUGCUAGGCUGUUAUUUUCAAAGUAAAGUUAAUUUAUAUCAACCAUUUAUUAAAUACAGUAUACAAACCAAAGAGUGCUGCUGGUCGAGUUGAAUAAAACAGCUCAAUACCAAGCGCUCACAAUGCCUCUAAUUUAGGGCAGAAAGGCUGUGCUGCAUUGCCAAUGAGUAGUUAUAAUACAGAUUCGUUAUUCAUUUAAUCUGCUCUUUGAAGUGUCCAAAUGUGCCAUCUGAUGGGAUUUUCAAGACCUUUUAGAACAUUCUCAAUGGUUCCCCUGAACUGUAGAUCCUGGAGCGGACGUUGGAGCCGGACAGCUCUGACGAGGAGCCCCCGCCGGUCUACUCCCCGCCCUCCUAUGACAUGCACAUCUACGACAGGAAGUACCCAGAUGAGGUCCUGCCUACAGCCUCACCACCACCCAGGCAAGAGAAGAAGGGGAGGGAAGGAGGGAGGGCUCAUGGCUGUCUGCCUGGCUCUUAACUCAUUUCAUCACUUAAAGGAGAAUGAUAGAUGGCUAGGAUAGUGUGAAUUAAUGAAUGCAUUUUCUCUUAAACCAUUAUUUACAUGAGUGAUGAGAUGCAUAUAUUCUUCUUUGGUGCUUUCUCAAUAUCUAAUACAUGAUAUGGCUGCUCAGCGAUUCAUGGCGUGCUUUGAAUGCCAAGAGGUUCUUGAUGCAGUCAAUGCUCCACAUGCUGUCUAAUGAAUGCUACUGCAGCAGCUAUGAAAUCCAUGUUCUGUACUGUGCCCUAACUUUGGUGGAUACGUAGACCUAAUACUAGUGAUACUUUUGUUAGAUGUAGUCCAUCUUAUGUGUUCCAAGGAGGGAACAUGUGAGAAGAAAUAAGAUAAACAGACAGGUUUAUGGGACUAACAAUAUCCUUUCCCAUCUCUCUGCCAGCUUUGAUGCCAGUCAAUCCUGUCCCUGCCAGCCCCCUCCUGGUCCACCCCCUCCUGCCAGUCAAAGGCAGGUUGGAAGUUACAGGAACUGGAACCCACCGUUACUAGGCAACCUCCCUGAUGACUUCCUGCGGAUCCUGCCUCAGCAGCUGGACAGUCUGCCAGUAGGUAGAUUUAUGGGUCAGCCGCCCCUAAUGGACCAUUAACCCACACUCCCAUCACUUGCAGACCACAUAGGACUUUGACACGUCUAACAGUGUUCUCUCUGGUCCCUCCCUUCCUGCAGCGCUCUCACAGUAGCCUAACCCAGACUAGUCUGACCCAGCCAUCCUGCUCUUCCUCCCUGUUGUCCGUGACGCAGCAGGUUGAGCCUGGGGCGGCGGCCAGGGCGGGCCAGGUUGGCAUGGAGACGGACCAGGAGAGGAAGUUGAAGCAGUUCUUGGAGGAUGAGCGCAUAGCCCUCUUCCUGCAGAACGAGGAGUUUAUGAAGGAGCUGCAACGCAACCGCGAGUUCCUCAUCGCCCUUGAGAGAGGUGUGCACACACACACACAUCCAGGCACACACUCAGUAACACAUAGAAACGUUAUACAGUACUUAGUGAUGAUAUCACUAUGCUUUCAUCACAAGCAAUCAAGCUAUGAAGAGUCAGUAAAAGAAGGUCUCUGUCAUGGCAGUGCUUUCCUCCUCAUUUCCUCCACCUCUUCUCUAGUAGUGCAUGAAGGAAGGCUUGCCAGGUCCUGCUACGUGCCUCCAUGCUUAUAACUCCAUUGAUGCUGAGACAUCGGCUCUCUCUGUUUUAGAUUGGCUGCAGUAUGAGUCAAAGACAUCCAAGUCCCAUCAUUCACCAGCUUUCAUGGGGAUGUCCUCUCCAGGUAGAUAUCAUUAAUCUGCACUCCAUAGCAUUUAUCUACAUUCUCGUUCCAGCUCACUCUGAAAAGGUCCAGGUUUCUUCAUGUGGGGCCUGUGUAGGCUCCUGCAGUGAAACACCUUAUUUUGAAGGCACACAGAGGAAAUGUGACUUGUUGUGCAUCUCAGUUGUUGUGUGCGUCUCUGUGUCUCUUUCUCUGAACUUGCAUGUCUCUGUGUGUGGUCUAUUUCACACUGCUUGUUUGUGUUCUAGGAUAUAAUUAUGCCUCAGGCUCUGGGGAGGCCUGCAUCAAUGUUACAGAUGAUGCCUUGUUCCGUGACAAACUCAAGCACAUGGGCAAAUGUAAGAACACUCAAUCUCCGCUCUCUGGGGCAUAACCAAAUCAUUUUCUCAAUGUGUGUGUCUUUAUCACUCCCAAAUUCAAAAUGUUAUUAGAACUUUCCACAUUGGGCAUGUCCAGUUAGCAUGAAAUGGUUCUAGCAGUGUGUGGAACUGUAAAUGAUGGAUGCUGUCAAUAUACAGCUAGAUCAUUGAGAUAAAUCAACACACAUUUGCAGGACAUGACCCUUUCACAGUCAGUGCUCCAGAAAGCUAUAGGAAAACCAACUUUCCUACCAUCGCUGCACUUGAAUCAGUGAAUAAGAUGUUAAUAAGAUGUUUUUUAAAUAUAUAAUUAUGUAUUCAUGGACAUAUGCAUUCUCAAAUCAGAACAAUCAUAUUAAAUUAAAAAACACUUUCUAUUUGAUCCUGUAAUCCUCCACAGCUACGCGGAAUAAGCUUUUUGAAAUCGCUAGAGCUUUCUCUGAAAAGACCCGAAGAAGAAAAACGAAAAGACGAGCCCUCCUGAAACACCAUUCGUAUCCUUCCACUUCAUCAGUGGUCCCCUACACCACCCAUCACCUCCCCCCUCCUUUCCCUAGUCUCGGAAACUCCACCCUAGGCAACAGUGACUAGGGUCUGGUUUCAAUGACGGACUUGGCAUAGAGGAACUACGUCACUACUUUAUCCGCUUGAAUAAAAUACAAAAUAGUAGCUAGCAAGAUAAAGAUCACAGGUUAUUUUUAAUGAGUGCAUUUCGCAAGUGGCUAGUUUGCAUCAACAAACUUCAUGAAAACCCCUGCAAAGGUUUUGCCUGCAAACUUUGGUUUCGAAUCGUGACGUUCUGGCAUGUCUGCCUUGUGAUUUGUUGAGAGGACCCACCCCAGAUUUCUUUCCCUUAUUGAAGUUGCCAAAAGAGUCGGCCACUGAAACCAGACCCUUGCCUAGGGUUGGGUUUUCAAGACGAUCCUCUCCCUGGCAGGCCUCCAUGCUCAGGAGUCAUUGCCCAAUGUGUCUUUUGUCCUUGCCAGAAGUGACAGUGAGCUUCAAAUGAACUGAACAGAUGCGCUUGCAUUGUACAGAUGUAAUUAACUAUCCCUCAGAGACUUCCCUGCAUGUUGAUGAGUGGCUGUAAUAUCUGCCUUUGUUUCUAUUGUUGUCAGUAGGUUUGAGUUCCAGGGAAAGUCCCGUUUAGUAUCCAGCUGGCGGGUCAUAUGCUGGGCUUCAUUACAUUUACAUUUUAGGCAUUUAGCAGACGCUCUUAUCCAGAACGACUUACAGUAGUGAGUGCAUACAUUUUCGUACCAUUAGGGCUGUACUGAAUUAGGUCCUUUCAUGGCAUUGACUCUGAACUGGCAGGCUUAGUAUUAUGUAUAAACACCUGCCACUCUCCUUAACAUCCUCUACCAGACUGGGUAAUGCUGCCUCCACUGCCAACCUCUUGGAAGACGAAGAAGCUGGACACCUGAGUGGUACAUUUAUCCAUGUUGUUUUAAUAUCAUUCUAAUCAAGAAACCUAAUUGAAUGGUAUGAGGCAUGAUUGGUCGAUUGUUUCAUUUAGGCCUAGUCCAACUGUAAACAGGGAGGUGAAUGUGGUCUACAUGCUAAUUUGUAUGAACCUAACUCAUGUGUAUGUACAGAGGAGGACAGUAUGCUCAAGAGACCAGGCCCUCAGGAAGAGGAGGUGCCCCAACAGGAAGUGUUGUCA
This is a messenger RNA of Coregonus sp. 'balchen', 9975 nucleotides long. The record is from the annotation of a GenBank genome assembly. Lineage: Eukaryota; Metazoa; Chordata; Actinopteri; Salmoniformes; Salmonidae.